AUGGAGCAAUUGGGACGUGAGGAGCAAGGAAGGACUUGGUAUAUGGAUUCAGCUUGGCCGCGGAUGCUUAGGAUGAUGAAGGAAGCCGUCUUGAAGUCAGAUCGACCCAUCCACUCGACCAACCGGUCGAGUUCGCCAACUCGACCGGCCAAGGACAACUCGAUCGAGCUGCUUUUCCAGGAGUCAAACAUUGUCUUGGGCUCGGGAAAGCACGGUUACUCACGGAGUCAAAAAAUGGUGUUUGCCGUUGAGAGUUCGGUGGCGGUGGGAGUCUUGGAGAGGCCAAAAGCUUGGCCAUCUUUUAAGAAGCAUUCUUCAGAGUGGUCUUCUUCUCUGUCAAGUUUCUCGGAUCGGAAAAUGUUGCUUGAACCUCAUUGUGCGAAUAGAGGGGUUUUUUUCAUUGCUCAAAGUGUCAUCAAAAGUGGCCGCAAGCAUUCGUAUGUUGCUUUAGGUCCUCCGUUUUAG
Microthlaspi erraticum is the source of this 465-nucleotide messenger RNA. The record is from the annotation of a GenBank genome assembly. Lineage: Eukaryota; Viridiplantae; Streptophyta; Magnoliopsida; Brassicales; Brassicaceae.